This is a messenger RNA of Colletotrichum truncatum, 858 nucleotides long. RefSeq lists its product as uncharacterized. The record is from RefSeq and is a predicted model, not a curated record. NCBI's taxonomy places the organism in Eukaryota, Fungi, Ascomycota, Sordariomycetes, Glomerellales, Glomerellaceae.
AUGUCUCUUCAGAAGACGCUCAACCAAAAAGAGGGCCUCAUUAUCCCAUACGAGAUCCUCCUGAACGUUAUGGACGAGCUCACUCUUGAGGCCGAAGAAUCUCAGCAACAAAAGGUCUGGUGGAUCAAAUACGAUUCCGAAUUCCCGGAGAAGCUACUUCUGAUCGACGACUACAAUGGGCCACCUCAGGGAUCACCGCAGCGAGCACGUUUCCGGGCUAUCCGCCUUGUGUCACAGAUCAACAGACAGAUGAGAUCAAUGGUUCACCAGAAGUUCCGACGGUUCCCUUUGCAGGAGCGCCAUACUCCCUCAUCUGUCAAGGCCUGGGUGGUCUCUCGCAUUGAUGCUUUCAUUCCCUAUUGCUCACAAAGCUCUGUCGAACUGACUCCAGAAGAGCACUGGUUCCUCCAGAACCUCACUUUGCCCACCCCGAAAGGCCAUGCUAUAGUUGCUUGUCUGGAGCGACUGUACCUUCCAUCGACUUAUUAUCUCACCAUAACUAACGCCGAUGCGGUCCGAAUGGUAUCAACUCUUCCUAAUCUAAAACAAGUGUCAAUGAACGUCGGCAUGUUCAAUCAUGAUAUUCUAAUGACGCCAGGAAAAAGACAUUGUGGGAUCAUACCCAUUGACGAAAACAUCUUCCCUGAGCUCUCGUCGUGGGCUAUCCUGAGUCCAUCUUUUUUCCACAUGUGGGGACCCUUCCAGAAGAGAGGCAUCAAGCUCUAUGGAACGCUUAUCAAUCCUGCGGAGCCCAUGAUGGAGCUGAUCAUCACCAAGGAGUACAUUCGUAUCAAGUUCUUGGAGCCAGACUGCCCUUGCUGCGAACUUGCCAAAACCGGCAAAGGGAACGCUAUGUAG